Molecule: messenger RNA, 1025 nt
Organism: Trematomus bernacchii (emerald rockcod)
Lineage: Eukaryota; Metazoa; Chordata; Actinopteri; Perciformes; Nototheniidae
Exons: 5
Coding region: 154-942 (262 amino acids)
Source: RefSeq, a predicted model, not a curated record
CAGCCUUGAGGAUCCUUUAAAAGAAGCUUCUUUGGAUUCUGAAGAAAUUGUGGAAAGCUACUUGUUGGAGACGCUUGUUGCAGUUAGCAGUUGCUUGAAGAAAUCUCACGGCAUACAUAUCCUGAAUGUACCUGAAUUUACCUAACUAAAAUCAUGAUGUUGUGGAUUUCCUGCAUGCUUAUUGGCUACAUAACCUGUCAUCCUAUACAACAAGCUGCUGCUCCACGCUUCAUGCAUUGGCCACCCCCUUCUAACUAUGGGUAUUGGGGAAGAGGGGCGAGUUCUGACCUGGGCAGCAGCUCCCAUCUACCAGGUGUACCCGUACCGAGAUCGAACAAAGCUCCUGAACUUCCUGCUCUUCAAGAGGCCAGUUCCAGUGCUGGCCCUGGCAAUUACAGGGCUCCAGAUUUCUACCGCAGCCCUAACAUGGCUGUGGUUAAAGAGGACUAUGCUAGUUUAAGGGAUGAGCGCUAUAACAUUCCUGUGGUUCGUGAACCUGAGGUUGCUUAUGCAGCGUAUAGAUAUGACACCAGUGCUCCAGAGGACAAUGUUGGUAGCUAUUAUAAUUUAAAAGAUGCUAGUUUGAUGGAUGGGCGCUAUAACAACCCUCAGGUCAGUGAGGUUGCAUAUGCAGGGAAUGGGUAUGACAGCAAUGCUCAAUUUGUCGGCUAUGGUAGCUCCGCUAGUACUGAAGUAGGGGGUGGUUUGAGCUCUGAACCUGCUGGUGAAGAGGAACCUGAGCCAGUCUUCAGCGAGGUGGCUGGUCUGGAGCCAGUCUCCUCCUUUAGCUCGCGUUCGAGAUACCAACGCAAAAGGUCACAAGCUGCUCAAACCCGCUACAUCCCAGGAGAGCCUGUUCCCUGGCCCAUGCCACUACCCAGACACAACGGCAACCCCAGGGAAAGUGCUGCUGGUAACGCUCAAAGCAAAUAUGUCUUCUAAAGACCUUGCUGGUCUUCAGUUACAGAUGACUGACUGCUGCUUUUCUUAAUGUCAAUAUACCAAUAAACUGUGCUUUCACAAAG